Molecule: messenger RNA, 1372 nt
Organism: Thunnus maccoyii (southern bluefin tuna)
Lineage: Eukaryota; Metazoa; Chordata; Actinopteri; Scombriformes; Scombridae
Product: SLAM family member 9-like
Exons: 1
Coding region: 144-800 (218 amino acids)
Source: RefSeq, a predicted model, not a curated record
AAAAACUAUCAAAAAAAAGAUUGUAGAAGAAGGAAUUAAGGGCGUGAACGCUUUUUAAAGUGCGAAGACUCGCGAACAAAAAGUUUUAUUUUGUUGUUGACAUAAGGCUUGAUAUUCCUCCUGUUCUGUGUUGAUCUGUGGACAUGGAGAAACUGACGGGGUGUUUUCUGUCGGUGCUGCUGCUGGCGGUGCCGAGCUCUGUUUUAGCCGAAGAUACGUUUUUCGGGGAAGGUGGUGAGCUGCUGUUGAGGCCUUCUUUCUCCGAAGAUAUCACCAGCAUCCUGUGGAAACACAACAUCAAUCUGGUGGCAGAAUGGGUGAAAGAUAUAGUUGAUCUGCAGUAUUACGGUGACUUUAAAGGCCGAACAACCCUGAACUCAACCACUGGAAGUUUGGAGAUCACACACAUGAGUCCCGCUGACAGCGGGGUGUAUUCAGUGGAAAUCAACGACAAGGUCCAGCCUGAGCGCUACACUGCAAAAGUGAUCGAAAGAGUGCCGAAGCCUGAUGUGUUGGUGGGACCGCUGAUAUGUAACCCUGAAUUGGAACAGUGCACCCUGACCUGUGAGGGAAACAUCACGGGAGCUGAACCUGUCACAUACAGCUGGAAGAAUGGAGGAGAAGAGUGGAAGGAUGGGAAGAAGGUCAGGGAUAUCACCAACGAUGAGACAACAUCUAGUGUUGAAACGUUCUCCUGCCGGAUGAAGAACCCAAUCAGUGAGGAAGAAAGUAAACCCAAACGCAACCCUUUCUUCAAAACAGAGCCUCCACCUGCAGUCUUCGGAUCUGUCCAUGUCUAAUCAGAAAAGGUGAUGAUGAUGAUGAUGAUGAUGAUGAUAAUGCAGCUUGAAGUGGAUGAUCACUUUGGUUUCCUGAUGAAGAUUAAAGCAUGUCAGUACUCCAGUCACAGAGAGGCAAUGUCUUGUGUUUAGCAGUUAAACAUGAAAACAAGAUUUCUCUUUUUUUAUUGCUUUUUAGAACAGCGUUGUAUAUCUGUAUGUAUAUUUUUUGCUACUUUAUACUUCUUCCUUACCACAUUUCAGAUCAGUUUUCCAUAUUUCCAUCAAUAUUAUGUCAUUUUUUUCUUUCUUUAUUUGUGACACAAUUGAUCAAAGUGAGUCUGUAAAAGAAAAGUAUAAAAGGAUCAUAGAAAUGACUGUUUUCAUGAUGAAUCUAAUGGAAAUUUUGUUUUGAGUUUGGAUGUUUUUUUUUUUUUUUUUAAGCAUUUAUUUUUGUUUUUGAUAUAUUUUAUAUUUUAACUGUCAGAACAGGCAUGGAACCUUAUAAUAUGGCAUGAAUAUUUCUAACAUUAAUAAAAAUACUUAUUUGCAAAAUAUUGAAUAAAAAGAAAAUACUCUGCUUUGAAUAAUAA